GACAUUUUGGGCAGUACUUUUGAUGUUGGAAACGUGCAUGGAAAGUAUUGGAAAAGACUUUCGUUGGCGUUGGAUUUGAAAUGAACGCCACAGAGUCGCAGCUCGUGUUGAUAGCGUCGUAAGGGACAUCCAUCCACACACGAGCCUGUGUAUUUAAUCCUCUUAUCUGUUUACCAUCCAGGAGGCCGGUGUGUUUGGUUUUUAAAUGCACAACAUCUCAAGGAGCAUGACAUUUUCUCACCAUCACGUGUCUCUCGCUUUGGGUAGAACCUGACUGAAGCUUGACGACCAAUGAUACAGUAGCCUACAGUAUUUUGCGUGCCAUUCAAGUAUGCAGAGUUCCUGUGAACACAUUGUGCAUGUGAGAAACCCUGACUCGAAUCAUGCAAACUCGUUUUUGAGAGGCGGCUGCAACUUUUUCCACCACACCCAUUAACCGGCUUUUCUUGUUCUUUUGUUCCAACCACAACUAGUAUGGAAAUUCUCAUUCAAGGUGUCUGACUCAUUGGCAAAUCAUGCAUGAGUACACCUCCCUUGAGGUUAGGGGACUCAUUUGUGUGUGCAGAACAUCUAUUAUGUGAAUUUUUUUUUUACAUUUUGCAGCACAGUGUGGCAGUGGUAGUCCUAUCUGCCCCACAAUUCUGAGUUUUGAGGUUUGAAUCUCAAUCCCCGGCCUUCUUGUGUGGCAUUUGCGUGUUCUCCCUGUGCUUGUGUGGAUUUUUUUUCUCUGGGUACUCCAGUUUCCUGCCACAAUCCAAAAACAUGAAUGUUAAGUGAAGACUCUAAAUCAUAUACGGGUAUGUCAAACUCCAAAUCUGACCCACGACGCGAUGUAAUUAUAUUCGGCCCGUGAGACCAUAUCAAAUGUGUAUUAGAGCUGGCCUGCAAGUAUAUAGCACAUGCACCACUAAUACUACAUACAUACUAUAAUAAUACUAAUCCCAGAGUGCUUUGCUCAUGUGUUGCCACGCCAGUCGAGACCAGCAAGCGCCCCCUCCUUUUCUGUUGGAGUCACCUAACAGUCUCCUCGGCAGUGGUUUCUAAGAUGGGCGAUAUGGGCAGCAUCCCCCCGGUUGAUGAUCCUACAGGGGGACGAACUUGCUGGGCGUCACAUAGGGCGCAUCUGCUUGGACGUUGUUUUUUUCCCCAGAGGCAAAUCUCCUCCAGCAUGCCCCCCCCAGUUGACAAUUGGCCAAGUGGGCCCCAUUCUGUCCAGGACCGCCUCUGUUCCUCAGGCAAAUUUACAUGUCCCCUUACCAAAAAAAGCUUAUCAAAAAUGUAAAAACAGGAGCUUUUAACAUAGGUGGGAGCAGAUUAUCUGUUCGCGACAGAUUUUAGAUUUUCGAUCUACAGAUUUGAUCUCUUUCAAUAAAAAUUGGAUUUGUUAUUAGAAUAUUAAUGUUUGAAUAUUUCAGAUUCAAUUACCCUUGUUUUCAUAUGAUAAGGUUGAACAUAUACAACAUAUCUGGAAAACAUGAACAAUCACAGUCAAUUUUCAAUAAACAUCGAGUUUGGCCCGCGACUUUGUCCCAAUUUUUUAUUUUUUUUUGCAUGUUCUCCCACAUUCCCAAAACCCGCUUGACUCUAAAUCAGGGGUGCUCAAACGUUUUCUUCCAAGGGCCACAUACAGAGAAAUCGAAGGAGACAAACUAACGUAUGUUUUUGGGAUGUGGGAGGAAGAUUGAGCACUCGCAGAAACCCCAACUCGCAGAAUUGUGUGGCAAAUGUUCUAAUCACUACACCAUGAGACAAUACUGUUUAAAUGAGUAUAUGCUAGUGUUGCAUUUAAAAGAAUGUACUGAAUUUGGUUCUCCUGGAAAGCUGUGCAUGUGAGUGUCUUUUUCUCUCUCCCCAGCUUUUCACUCUCACUGGUCAGGGCUGGGCCAUACACUUGCUUCCUGUAAUUACCAUUUGGGGCAGUAGAGGCCGCUAUCUGCAUUCCAUGCAGCAAACGUUACAUAGAAUAUUUUAAAAGCAUGUUGAUCAAGCUAGAAAGCAGGAUAUGGAAAACCAUAAUUCAAGAAGUGUUUUUUUUUUUGUACAAAUGUAAUUUAUAUUUGUAAUUUGUUAAUGCAGUGAUAUAGGCACCAAAACUGUGCAGUAUACCUAGGCCUCAUUUUAUUUCUAGAUAACUCAGUGCGCAACAUGUAGAGAUGGGUAUCUUCAAAGCUACAAUGAGUAGUUUGUAAUUUUCCCUUUAGUGUAUGGGAGUUGGCUUUUGUUUGGAUGAAGAUUUGCUUCAUUUAUAUCAUCCCAGCAAGGACAAAAUCAACAGCAUGUUAAAUCAAUAUGGCACUUAUUUUAUAUCACUUUUAUGUAUGUGUGUUUAUUUUGUGGGGGACAACAAAAGAAUGAUCAACAGACUCGGCCACACCUCCUCACUAAGUUCAAAGUUUGCGUCCUCGUAUUUGCUCGCUGAGUGGUUUUCAACCACUCAAUUUUACUCUCCUAGCUACAUUUGUUUAGAGAUAAUAUAGGAGCUCUCUAAGUAAGAUAUUCGAGAUCCAGUAUCGUGCACCUUUACAGAUGUUUGCUGCUAUAUUCUGGAGUUGAUUAAGUUUCAUUUUCGUUUUAACAUUGUUAUUGUUCAGUUUUCUGCGGUUGUUUGGCGAGGAAGUCUGGGAUUCAGGCAGGAACAGACUCCAGACGCACAGUGGCUGACUGAGCGUGAAAAGCUUUGAAAGCACAUAAUUCGCACGUUGCAAUAACAGAAUUAGGCAGCCAAGUGCUCCCAGGAGGAGUCGCUAAAGGCUUAAGGAGAUGAAGGUCAUCUCCCAGUCAGACUUGUUCAGCUUUCCUCGCAGCGGAAACCUUAAGCCUUGUGCUGCAUGAUUGCAGACGAAGACAAUCAGCAGUUGUUUCUGAGUCCUUGACAGCUACACUACAAUGAUUGUUUCCUCUGUAUAUGUGCUCUGUCCUUUUGAACACACAAUCUCACUUGUUUUCUAUGACUUUCAGGAGAAGAUUUCGUGUAAUUAGUCAGGUCGUUGUUCAGACUUUGGCCCGAAAAUGCUUUUUGACCCAGCCAGGGGUCCCGGUCUGGGAGGGAAGUUGGGGGCGUGCCAGGACAUUCCGCAGGUCACUUUCUGUACAGCCAGCCCACUUCGCUCUUAUUUAGUCAUUACCUUUCAGGAAGAAAUGUACAGCUGGCUAGGAGGAAGUAGAAUUACUCAGCAGCUGCUUUUGCAUUCAGUUCUUCAGGCGGCCUGAGAAGCGAGUCUAUCUUUAAGUGGCCAUUACUGAGUCACUUCUCAGAGUGACACAGUUUAAAUUUUAUUUUAAAAUGGACUGCUGUUUAGCAAUGCAGAAAGCAGCCGAAUACAACUUGAAAAUGCACCCUAUGUGGCAGGGGCCGCUCGCAGUUCCAGGAGGUGACCGCCAAUCUCCGAUUGAUAUUGUCGUCCGCAGGACCCUCUUUGAUUCCCAACUGAAACCUUUGAUCGCUGACUAUGACCCAACCACAUGCCAGCAAAUCUGGAAUAAUGGUUACUCCUUCCUGGUUGAAUAUGAUGACACAACGGACAAGUCAACAUUGGAAGGAGGCCCUUUGCAAGACAAAUUUAGGCUGUGCCAGUUCCAUUUCCACUGGGGUGAGAGCAACGCCUGGGGGUCAGAGCACACCGUGGACAGGAGGUUAUUUCCUGCAGAGCUCCACUUGGUCCACUGGAACUCGGAUAAGUACAGUCUGUUUGAGGAGGCAGUGAUGGAGGACAACGGCCUGGGUGUUAUUGGAGUUUUUCUUAAGGUGGGGAAGAGACACGAUGGCCUGCAAAAACUGGUAGACGCUCUCCCUGCAAUCAGACACAAGGGCAGUGUGGUAGAGUUUACGAAAUUUGACGCUGGCUGCCUGUUGCCGAACAACACUGAGGAUUACUGGACGUACCACGGCUCUCUUACAACACCACCUCUGACAGAGUCUGUCACCUGGAUCGUCAUGAAGCAGCCCAUCGAAGUUAGCCAUGAUCAGCUGGCUGUCUUCCGGAGUCUUCUGUUCACCUCGGCCGAGGAGGAGGUCCAGAAGAGCAUGGUGAACAACUUCCGUGUGCAGCAGCCUCUGCGAGGUCGCACCGUGCGCUCGUCCUUCAGUCCCUUCUUAAAGGAGUCGCCGUGUGAGCAAGCUGACCAGCACACCCACUGAUGCCACCAAGUGCAGAAUUUGCAUCCUGUUAUAGUCUGUGCGCCGAAACAAACAUAUUUUCUCAAAGAAAUAUAUUUAAAAGUACAAUAAUUUUCUCUUUCAGGUUUAUUUUUUUUUACAUUUGCAAACAGUAACUAGGAGGAUGUGAGGAAAGUUUUGUUUUAGGGUAAUUUUAAAAAUGUCAUUUACAUUUUGGCUAUUGGUUUUACAAACUAAUAACUGGUCAGUUAAUAAUGGAAUUGUCUAAUUUAACAGAUUUGUAUUCAUGUAAAUUGUAUUUAUUUUAAACUGACACUAUCGUUUUUAUAUUGAAGAGUUUUUAUCACUCAGCGGCUGUGGGUGAACAAUGUAGCCGCUGGUGGAGUCUCAAUAGCAUCAUGUGGUGGCCACAGUCGGUAUAAUAGUAAAAACCACCUUUUUGAACACCACUUACAUACAGUACACUGAUUUACAUUACAUCAGUAUUUAUACUGAGUCUUUUAUUUUAUACUGUCUGUGACAAGCAUACCACACACAAACUAAAGUUCUAAAGCAACAUUUAUUAGCACUUAAUCAAAAUGCUCUGAUGCAUUCACACAUGCCAGGUGUUUAUGUGGACAUUUUUAUCCUGAAAAGAUUUACCUGUAUAGUGCCUUGGAUUCUGUUAAACGGAGUUCCCCACUUUAGCACCUGAGAGGGACUCAAAUUGCCCAUCUUAUUGUGGGGUGAUGGAAAAGAAGGGAUCGCCUCAGUGGUUUAAAAUGAUCUUUAGUUGUUCACAAGCUUUGUGUUUACCUCUGCUGCCACCUUCAUUGUCUUAGUUUACACCACUCAAGCCCUGCUCAAGUGUUGUUAAAAAGAAAAAUAUACUCUACUGUUUCCUUGAGUAGUUAGUUUAUUGUUCUUUGGUGUCUUUUCACAAUUUGCCUAAUGCUGGACCAGUCAUUUGAAAGAAAUCAACCUACUUUCAUUCAUAUCCAACAGUUGUGCCUUGAGGGGUCAAAUCUUACGAUGCAACAUUUUGGAAAAGGGGGACCGCUUUUGAGAUGGAAAGUAUACACAAACAUAGGAAAGCAGAUUAUAAAAUGCAGGACAGUGGAGAUUAGGGACAAGGGGGCAGAAGAUUGACAGUGUAGAAAACUGUUCCUUUGGUGCUCUUCAUAGAAAAAAAAUAUCCACUUGAAGAGUGUAUCUGACUAUGAUCAUAAGUGUUGGUCACUAUUCAUAGUCUCUUGGGAGGAAGAAAGGCUGAGAGUUCACGGUUGCCAUUCUAAUCCCAACGCAACAAUUUUACUGUCCGAACAGACCCCCCCCCCCCCCCCCACACACACACACAGACACAGACCCUCGACGCCUCGAAGUAGCCUUUUCUCCCAUGAGCACAGAUACUGACGUUGAUACAUCUCCCCAGUAGGUCCUUGUUGGGGCACAAAUGGACUGGAUUUGUAGUGAAAAGACAUAAUAGGCACUUGCAAGUGAUUGAAAUAGGUUGUGAAGGAUACAUACCCAACCUACUGUAGAUGAGCAGGUCAUGGGUUAAGGUGGUCUGUUUUCACAUUGCUUGCUGGACAUUCAUUUUCAUUCAUUCAUUCAUCUUCCAUUCCGCUUAUCCUCACGAGGGUCGCGGGGGGGCGUGCUGGAGCCUAUCCCAGCUAUCUUCGGGCGAGAGGCCGGGUACAGCCUGAGCUGGUCGCCAGCCAAUCGCAGUGCUGGACAUAUAUUUAUGGAAUUUCAAUACGUGUAUCAAAACAUUUGGUGGCUAUUUUAUUGUUUGUGGUUUUACAUCGAAUGCAAUACAAUACUGCCUUCCUCAUCUUAUGUUUCACAGAUGCAUUUAUUGGGCUGCAUGUUAUCUGCCUUCAUGUAUCUUGGCAUUUUAUUAUGUGAACCUUCAUUUGAUGCCUAUCUGAAUGCUAUUAAUAUAAACAUGAUCAAUACAAUUUCAGUUUCAUCUAAAUGGGGGUUUAAAGGGCUUCCUUUGUUACUAUUAACAUUUAUUCAAUGAUGAUUUCAAUGUAUGUAUUUUUGUCUCUGAGGGCCUUCAGCAUAUCAGCAUCUCUGUUUGUGUCUUUGUGAGACUUUAGAAGAAGAAAAAAAAUCAUCGCUGUAUUGACAAAUCUGACAUUUUCAAGAUAAAAUGAUGCAUUUUUUUUUUUUUUUUACAAAUCUAUUGCUUUCAUUAUGAUAUAAUUAUUGUUUUCAUGAUGCCUUUUGUCAUCAGCAGCUUUUGCAAAGUGUUGUGUUUUUCAGUCUGAGGAUCAUGGGGAUGUCCAUAAUGAUGUAUGUUGUACACUUUGCAAAUGCUCCUAUGCUAUAUUGCUCCUCGAUACCCUUGCUUUCAAGGGAAUGUACCCAAAACUAAUUGUUGAUUGUCCAGAUGGCGAAUGAUGGAAAACUUACAUUAAUUCAUAUAACAACAAUACACUGAUGCUUAAUGUAAGAAUAA
Messenger RNA from Phyllopteryx taeniolatus (common seadragon), 6563 nucleotides. RefSeq names its product carbonic anhydrase Va (gene ca5a). Gene Ontology annotation, molecular function: zinc ion binding; carbonate dehydratase activity. Lineage: Eukaryota; Metazoa; Chordata; Actinopteri; Syngnathiformes; Syngnathidae. The coding region runs from base 3284 to 4138 and encodes 284 amino acids. Gene Ontology annotation, cellular component: cytoplasm; mitochondrion. The transcript is spliced from 7 exons. The record is from RefSeq and is a predicted model, not a curated record.